Molecule: messenger RNA, 2688 nt
Organism: Hyposmocoma kahamanoa
Lineage: Eukaryota; Metazoa; Arthropoda; Insecta; Lepidoptera; Cosmopterigidae
Gene: capt
Product: adenylyl cyclase-associated protein 1
Exons: 9
Coding region: 388-1659 (423 amino acids)
Biological process (GO): cell morphogenesis; cytoskeleton organization; regulation of adenylate cyclase activity
Cellular component (GO): cytoplasm
Molecular function (GO): actin binding; adenylate cyclase binding
Source: RefSeq, a predicted model, not a curated record
CCAUUAACUGGAGAGCCAGGUUCGAAAGAACCACCCGCCACACCAGUUGGUCGCGACGAAUUGGCUCUACGCAGACAUCGUUUCUUUUCGGACCUCGUCUGCGCCGCACGCGCAGCGGUCGAACAUCGUGUUCGUUUUGAUCCACUUGGACCCAUAGUUGCAGAUCCAGCAGUGAGCGAGUUCGAGCCGACAGCUGCGAACCAGAGCCCCGCAGCGGAGUUCGAAGCCCUCAUCGAACGGUUGGAGCGAGUGACGUCACGACUCGAACGCCUGCCGCUGCUGCGCUCGCGCUCUAACUCCCCGCAACCGCCCUCACCUGCGCCCACCCCUGUGUCUGCACCUUCUCCGCCACCUUUCGACAUACCCGACGAUUCCCUAUCAGACGACAUGAGUGUCAACGGAUACCAAAACAUUUUGCAAGGUCCCUUACAGACUUAUCUGGAACUCUCCCAGCAAAUCGGCGGAGAUGUCGCAACACAAGCGAAACUCGUCAACGCAGCAUUCCAGGCACAGUUCCGCUACAUCCAGCUUGCGGCAACGCGUAGCAAGCCGUCACAGGCCGAAGAGAUGCAGUUACUGGCGCCCACCAGCGAACAGAUCUCUGCCAUCCAGCAGUUCCGUGAAAAGAACCGCGCGUCAACUUUCUUCAACCAUCUCUCUGCGAUAUCGGAGAGCAUCCCAGCUUUAGGGUGGGUGGCUGUUGCUCCCACACCGGCACCGUACGUGAAAGAAAUGAACGACGCUGGCCAGUUCUACUCCAACCGUGUGCUUAAAGAUUGGAAGGAGAAAGACAAGAAGCACGGAGAAUGGUGCCGCGCUUGGGUGCAACUUCUUUCUGACUUGCAAGCUUACGUGAAACAGUACCACACCACUGGCCUUGUUUGGUCCGGUAAGGGUGCGGGCGCUCCUCCACCACCACCGCCGGGCGGUAUGCCACCACCACCGCCUGUGCUACCCGAUGUCGACUUCUCUAACAUGUCUCUCGAUGACCGCAGCGCCCUAUUCGCGGAAAUCAACCAGGGCGAAUGCAUCACAAGCAGUUUGCGCAAGGUGACGCCAGAUAUGCAGACGCACAAGAACCCACAUCUGCGGCAGGGGCCAGCGCCGUUCAAGGCGGCGGGCGGAACCGGGCCCGCCAAGCCGCUGCCGCAACCCGGUGCUGGCGCCUUCACCGAUAAGCCUCCGGUCUUCGCGCGCGACGGCAAGAAGUGGCUCAUAGAAUACCAAAAGGGCAACGCGAAUCUGGUGGUAGAAAACGCAGACAUGAACAACGUGGUGUACAUGUUCCGCUGCCGUGACUCUGCUCUGACGGUCAAAGGCAAAGUGAACGGCGUCGUGCUCGACUCGUGCACCAAGUGCGCAGUCGUCUUCGACAACCUCGUCUCCAGCAUUGAGUUCGUCAACUGCCAGUCUGUGCAAAUGCAGGUUCUGGGCAAGGUGCCGACGGUGUCGAUCGACAAGACGGACGGCUGUCAAAUCUAUCUGUCGCCAGAGUCGCUCAACGUCGAGAUAGUCAGCUCCAAGUCCUCGGAGAUGAACGUCCUCGUGCCAAAAGGCAAUGGAGAUUAUGCGGAGCACCCGAUCCCGGAGCAGUUUAAGACGGUGCUGAACAAUCGUGGCGCUGGGCUGACCACGACGCCCGUCGAGAGUACGGGCUAAGUUGCCCCGACCUCCCCGGGAACAUAUAGCUUAUUUAUUUUCGUCAUUUAUCCUUAGUGUUACGUCACUACUUCGAUGCAAGUGUUAUUAUUAAGUAUGUCUCUGCAACAGCCAAAUUUGAUUAUUUUCAAUUAACGAUCCAUUAUAAAAAUUAAAUCAUAUUGUUGUUAAAGCAUUGUCAAAUUCAUUGUUUAAUAUUUUCGUUCAGUAUCUUAAUAAUUUCAUUUGGUAUUUCUUUCUUGAUCUGUUUUACAUCGGUGAAGAAGUAGUAACGUAGCAUUAGGAACUGUUGUUUAGCAAAGAGGCGUUUUUUAAAUAAAUUAAUAUAUUUUGCACAGUCUAGUACAACUUAGUUCACUUACGCGUCCCGCCUCAGUAACUUAAUUUCAAAAGUAAGGGCACAAAGAUCAUUCGUAUCGUAUAAUAUCUCUAAAAUCGUUCUCGGGCUCCUAAUGUUUACUCGUCCAAUUUUACUCUUAUUUUUAUCAUCUUAAGAGUUAUAAUAAUUUCUUGCUCAUUUUGCUCGAUCCUAGUAUUCAUAGAUUUAAAUAAUAAUAUGACGUAGACAUAACUCAAGUAUUUACUGGCCUUUAUAAUGUGUAAAAAAGUUUCUUAAUUUGUAAUUUGAGAUUUUAAUUUUGACAUUGAGCAGGAAAUAAAAGCUCGGAGUACCUUAUGGUACGGGAAGUAGAUAAGUUAGCUGUUAAGCGUGUGACUGCCUCGGUUUGAUUAUAAGAAUGGUUUGCAUUCUCGACUUUUGCUAUUUUAAAUUAAUGAAGAGUGAUUAUAAAACCCCGAUUAUUCUAGAGGCAUUUUAUACCUCUCCAAAAUAUUUUUCAAAUUUUAAUAAUUUAUUUAUUGUAAUUUUAAUUUAAUUACGUGUAUUUGUUUGUAUCCUCAGUAUAUUUUUUGUAUUCCAUUAAUAAUUUAAUUAAUAUUGUGACAUCUUGCUUAAGAAUAAAUUGUAAUUAUUUAAUAUGCCAUGAUUAUUUAGAAGAAGAUUAUUGUAUUACAAAUUGCAUUUCUGUU